ACCGCCACCCCUUUUGUCCCUCCUCGGGAUCGUCCCGAUCCAUAUCCACCCGAGCUGCCCCUUCUCCUCCUCGAGUUCAGCAGGAACCCAACAAACAAGCUCCUCUCGAUCCAUCCCAUCGGUUGUGCCUGAGCGGAUGCAGCCGUAGCUUCCCCUCGCAGCUGCAGCGUCUCCACCCUCUGCAUGCAGUGGAGCGCAGCGCUCCUCUUGUGUUGGACGUGUCCAGCUCCCACAGGAGCUAGCGCACGCGUGCAUCGCUGCUCGUAGCCGUCUCCAUCCACGGCCACAACAACAGCAGAAGCUUUCUGCGCCGUCCCAAGGUCCCCAUGCCUAUGACCCCCGUCCGACCUCCCCGCGUCGCGUGUGCGAGCCUGUACCCCGUCGGACCUCGCCACACGCCGCCUCGCGUCUGCCUUGCUCCAGCCCCGCACCUCUGCGUGCCGUCAGCCCGCCUCCACCUCGAACCUAGCUCCCUGCUGCCCCGCGCGCUCGCUGCACAGGCCUCCUGCUCGACCUCGCCGCCGCUUGCCAGCAGCAGCGCCGCAGCAAUCGCAUCGCCCCGCCGGCCGUCCAGAGCCCCGCCGACCGCAUCGAGCCUCCCAAGCCAUGCAUUGACCAAGUUCCUCGCUCGCCAGCCGCUGACUAGAUCGGAUCCAGUGCGCAGCCAGAAAGAGGCCAAGCCUGCGCCGCCACCGCAGGCCCAGCUUCGGCCCGACCGGCCUGUGCUCCCCUCCAAGGCCCUGCUGGCCUCAGCCGAGUCGCUCCGCUGCCCAAGUGCUCCACCAACAAGAUUGUUUCUUCUCGAUAGAGUUCCGAACCGCUUCGGAGUGUGAGGAUUCGUUCGACUACGUUGGUUCGUCUACUUCACGGAAUCGUUCUUCUUCCAAGCGGGAUCACAAGCAAGAUAAUCAGUUUCCUAGAUACCGUUAAUAUCAUUGCCAUGAUAGUUGUCUCGUUUCUUUCGCGAUGCAUCGCUGCCUACCACUUAAAUGUCAGCCUCCCAACAUUUCCAUGAAAAGCCUCUAACCAUUCCACAAACCAACAAACCACUUUUUGACUAUGUUACCACUUGUUGAGCCUUCCUAUAGCGUUGCUAUUGCACGUGCAGUUGCUUCCAUGUGAAAACAUGGGUUCAUUGUUAUAUCA
This is a messenger RNA of Hordeum vulgare subsp. vulgare (domesticated barley), 1146 nucleotides long. RefSeq names its product proline-rich receptor-like protein kinase PERK2. The record is from RefSeq and is a predicted model, not a curated record. The transcript has 2 exons. The coding region runs from base 327 to 833 and encodes 168 amino acids. Lineage: Eukaryota; Viridiplantae; Streptophyta; Magnoliopsida; Poales; Poaceae.